This is a messenger RNA of Gopherus flavomarginatus (Mexican gopher tortoise), 2929 nucleotides long. RefSeq names its product HORMA domain-containing protein 1-like. The annotation marks the transcript as partial. The record is from RefSeq and is a predicted model, not a curated record. The transcript has 11 exons. NCBI's taxonomy places the organism in Eukaryota, Metazoa, Chordata, Testudines, Testudinidae.
UUUCAAAAUCAGUGGGCUACCUUAUUUCCCAGACAGAUAAAAACACAUCAGCAAUCUCUGGUUAUGGUGAAGAGAAUAAUGGCUGUUGCAGUAUCAGGUAUUACUUACUUACGUGGAAUUUUCCCUGAAGAUGCAUACAGCACCCAUUAUUUAGAAGAUUUGUGUGUUAAAGUUUUGCGAGAAGACAGCAUCUAUCCAAGAGUAUCCAAAAUUGUUAAAUGGAUGAAAGCAUGCUUUGAGGCACUAGAAAAAAAAAUAUGUAAGUCACUGCAAAUGAUGAUUCUCGGAGUGCAGAAGGACACAGCUAACCCAAGUAAAACGAUAGAAUCUUAUCAAUUUAAAUUCAGAUAUACAUCAAAGGAACCACAGAUGGAUGUAUUCAGCAAUAAGAAAACUAAUUUAACAAAUGAUGCAACAGAAGACAUAAAGAGGACCUGUCUUCUUCUAAUUCAUAACCUCUAUUUUAUGAUGGAAAAUAUUGUUUCUCUUCCUAAUGAUGUCUCUCUCACUAGGAAGCUAUUUUAUUAUGCAGAUGGCAAAGGAUUCUCUCAGGUGUGUGUUUGUUUGUUUUUAAUAGUGACCCCUCCAGAAUACCAGCCUCCUGGCUUUAAAGAGGGAGAGUCAGAGUUUAUCUUAUUCAAAGGCAUUCCUGUGCAUGUGAAGGUGGGAGAAAUAGAAACAUCUUUCCAUAUGUUAAAGCUGAAGAUUCUUAAAACAGAGGAGAGGAUAGAGUCAAUGGAUAUACCUGGUAUCCUGAAAGAAUGUCGCGAAGAUGCAGAAAGAGAAAAGGAACAGAGGCGGGACACUUUAGGAGAAUACAUUAAUACAGAAUAUGAACCACCGAGAUCUGAAGAGGAAUUUGUUGAUAAAUACCACAAGGUCAAUGAUGAAGCUACAAGAAAGAGGAAGAUAUCAAAGAAGAAAAAGAAGAAUAAAUAAGGAAUGUAUGCAUGUGCAAGCACUUUGAAUUCAGCUAAGCCCACAAGAAGUAUUUUGGUUGCUUGAAAUAUACUGAAGAGAUUUUUAUUUUCAAACUGAAGAAGGAACUUUAGUUCAAGCAGCUGUUUUUAAAUCUUUUCAGUCUCAAAUUCUAAUAUACCCAGACUGUUUUUAAAAGGGAAAAAGUAACUUAUUUUAUUGAACAUUUAUAAAUAAAAGGUGUUAACGAAAAAAAUAAUUUGUCUACAAAAUACAAUGACCGAACAGCUAGGCUUGGUGUUUUUCAUUACUGAAUUUUAAGUUCUUCUAUUAAUUUGACAUUUGAAAUCAGCUAAAUACAUUUUCAUGGUGGUAUCCCAGAAUCCAAAAAUGAUUCAUUCCUCACCUUGCCCCAACAGGUCAGACUCCGCCCUACAGGUCUUAAAGUUUCACAGUAGGGGUUCCCUUUAAUCUCCUAGAUAUAUUAAACUUUUAUUUACUCCUGUAAAAUUGUCUUGGUGUUGUACCUCCAUCUAGCAGGAAGGGAAAGUGACCACCAGCAACAGUGAGGCUCUGUAAGUUGGUUAUUAAAGGGCAUAAAAGAUACAAUCCAAUUCUCUUUGAAGUCAACCAGAGUUGAAUGGAGUAAUUCAUGAUUAGAGAACUGUGUCAGUCUCCUCUAGAGCUCCAUGGAAUUGGAUGAGUGCCAUAAGCACAAGGAGCAUGCACUCUGAUGCAGCUCUCUUAGUCAGGUUUCUGAUAUGCUAGAACAUUGAAGGGACAAUUCCUGAAAGAUGGAGAGCAUUUGCCAAUCCUACUGAAAUCAAAGGGAGUUCUAGGUUCUCAGCACUUCCAAGCAUUUAUUCCUAUGCUGUAAUCAAAGCAUCAAGACAGAUAUAACAAAGAUGAACAGGAUUAGCUUUAGCAAAUUAGAAUUCCAAUAAUUAUUGAUCAGAUUUGCAAGACUCCAGCAUUACAGCUGAGCUACUGAAGAAAAGUUACCAACUAUCAAUGAUAUCUUGCUGGGUACUAGAGGCUUUCAUGGAUUAUUAUUAACUCUAAAUUAUUACAAGAUCUAAAAAAAAUUAAAUCCUCCUGUGGUGCGCACUGACAUGUUAGUUUCUUGUUAUACAAGUGAUCUGGUCAGGUACUAACAAAUAAAGUAGAUUUACCCCUUGCAGUGGUCCCUCAGGCUCAAGUUCAGAGGGAGGCCACUCUGCGUUGCUGCGUCCAGCAAACAAACAGCCUACGGCUCUGGCGCUCUGGCAGGCAGAGCGCAGAGCAGGCUUUUGCCUAGGCCUCUCGGCUAAGACAGCCAGCAAACAAACAGUCCACAGGGCUCAGGCCCUCAGGCAGGAUGGAACACCAAACAGUUUCUCGCCUGUCGUCUUAAACCAGGCAGACAGCAGACAAACGCAGGCCUCUUGGCCUAAGGUGAGGGGAGGUAGCCACCCCAGGGGUGGGGUGGCUGCAGGGGCAUGGUGGACCCAGGUCCUCCCUACUCCACCAGGUCCUGGCCCAGGACCCUAACAGUGACGGUGUGUUCCGCCCCACUGGAUCAGCGGGGAUCCACCCAAAACACACUGAUAGGGGUUCAGGCAACACCACAACAAAACUACAGUCUCGUGUCCCAGGACACCUUCCCACUCUCCCCUCGUGGUGUACCCGUCAUCUUCCAUCUCCAUGGGGUACUCUGCUAUUGGCAGUCCUGGGAGCUCUUCGGUGCCCUGGUCACCUGGUGGCUCUGGCAGCUCAGGUAGGUCCUCAGUGCAGCAGGGGCCCUCCUGAGGCUCCAGCCCCAGCAGUGGGCAGGAAGUGUUUGUCUCCUCCGGCGGCUCCAGCCCAACUGAGCUGCAGGACCCGCCUUUUAUACUUCCCAUCACACCCCUUUGCUUCUGAUGGGAGGUGGGGCUGGGCUGGCUUCACCCACCAGGGGAGUGUAGUGCUCCCUUGGGUUCAGAGGGAGGCCAUUCUACCUCACUAUACUCCUGAACCAACUGUUUUGUUUUUU